CGCUCUUAUCACCGGUACGGUUACACUCAUUUACACUCAAUUAUAAACGAGCGUUAUUGCCACAGAUUUCGUACAAGUACAUCGCGUUAUUACAGUCUAUUGCUCAAUGUAGUCAGGUACUCUGUUUCACGUUCACUUCACAAUAUUGAAUAACAAAUAUUCGCAUUUGACGUCUGCACUCCGUAGGACGUGGGUGCUCGUUGUCGGCCGUUUACCAAACACGCGAAUCUAACAGUUUCACUUACAGUGUCAUCAUGCGUCUGAACUCUGUCGUCCCGGAUUUCUCGGGCCCGUCUACCAAAGGGCCAAUCGAUUUCUAUAAUUGGCUCGGCGAUUCGUAAGCAAUUUACUGAAUUUUAAACGUUUAAAACGGUUAUUUUUUGUUAUUAUUAUUAAUUUUUUUUUUUUUUUUUCGACAACGUUCAAUUUCGAGCAAAACGUUACAUACCUACCUAAAUUAAAUAAUUUUAAUUAUUGAAUUAAUCAUUAACCAAAUUUUUUUCCUCCAUAGUUGGUGCGUUUUGUUUGCACAUCCUGCCGAUUUCACUCCGGUAUGCACCACCGAAUUGGGCAAAAUGGCUGUUUUAGUCGACGAAUUCACCAAGCGCAACACCAAAGUGUUAGGUUUGUCUUGUGACAAACUCGAAAGCCACGUUAAUUGGAUAAAUGUACUUGGUUCUUUGUACUAAAAUUAUACGAGCUCAACAUAAUACUUACCUGCACUUUAUGAAUUUCAGGAUAUUAAAUCGUACUGUGUGGAUAUCGAGGGGGAAUUCCCUUUUCCGAUUAUAAGCGACAGCUCGAGAGAAUUAGCUAUAAAAUUGGACAUGCUCGCCGAAGAAGACAAGAACAAUCCUGAUACGGCCAUGACUAUUCGAUCCCUUUAUAUCAUCGGUCCUGACAAGAAAGUUAAACUCAUGAUGGUCUAUCCUACAAGCACUGGCCGUAACAUACAGUAUGUCAGUUAAUUUAAAUAAAAUAAUUGUAUCGGAUAAUUGAAUAACUAUUGCAUUGUGCUAAUAAUAAUUUUUAACAAUAGAGGGUCCUACAAAUGUUUCACAACAUUUUGAACUUAUAAUGUUGAAACAAUAUUAUUAUCCCUGAACACAUUCAUAAAAUUUUAUAAAAUACACAUUAGUGUAUGUUUUUUUUCAAUUCAAUUUUGGAAUACUUUUGUUAAAUGAAUUUGCAUUGCAUAGUCUGUUAUUACAUACAUUUGAUAAUACAAAAUUCUCUUAUUCAAGUAUUACAUAUGUAUAAUUUUUUUUUUUUUAGAGAGGUUUUACGUUGCAUCGAUUCUCUUCAAUUAUGCGAUAAAAAGAAAAUUGUUGCUACACCUGUAAACUGGGUUGUAAGUGUGAACCUUGAAUCUUAAUACAUAGUAAUUACUGUGUUGAUAAAUAUAAUUUUAAACCUGUGUUUUUUUUUUUUAGCCUGGAGAAAAAGUCAUGAUCCUUCCUUCAGUCGACGACAAGGACCUCAACGCACUAUUCCCAAAUGGCCAUGAAAAAUGCUCAAUGCCUUCUUCGAUUAAUUACUUGAGAAUGACUUCUGAUUAUUAAUAUUUAUUUGUUCUUUUAAAUAUUAUUGAAUAAUUUGUUUGUUGUAUUAUUUUUUUAUUAGAAUUAUGAAAGUUACAGAUCGAAUUUACAAUAACACCAAUUAUUUUGGCAUUAACAGUUUAAUAAAAAUAUAUAAUAAUGUAACAAGUUAAAGAAGAUAGUUUUUAAAUUAUGAAUGGAUAGAGGAAUGUAUUGGUUUUACAAUUAUGUUUAUAAUUCUUAUUUUUUUUUUUUUUUUAUGUGAACACUACCAGAAGCAUACUUUGAUUAUCAAGUAUAGCACAUUUUCUUAAAGGAAAUUUUCUCUGGGGGGUUCUUUAGAGAGGUAAUUUUUGAAAUUCUUAUUAAUAUUCGAGAUAACGAGAAAAACCUCAGUCUUUAGGUUAAAAAAGAUUGAAAGAUUAAAAAUAAGGUUGUCAUUGGCAAUUGGUUUUAUUUAUUUUUUAUUAAUUUUUAUUAUUUUAAUAUUUCUUAAACAAUCUAUGUUGUCAUGGAAACACACAUUGUUGUAAUCAUUUGACCAUAAUAUAACAUAAUACUAUAUAUUUUA
Cinara cedri is the source of this 2112-nucleotide messenger RNA. The record is from the annotation of a GenBank genome assembly. NCBI's taxonomy places the organism in Eukaryota, Metazoa, Arthropoda, Insecta, Hemiptera, Aphididae.